AUGGCUCGCCUAGCAGGUCUGAAUGGAGUCUUCGAGACCUCGUCCAUUAGACUAAUUAACAUCUUUCACCCCAGAAACACCCCCAGAAGAACCACGGUUAUUGGAUUUGCUGGCAUCGAAGCCGGAGCCAAGGAAGAUGAACGACACCCACUAAUUUUUUCGAGAAGGGUUGCAUUAGGAGCCGCUGCUGUUGCUCUUUCAUUGUCCUCCGGCGCUCGCCUCACUCUUGCCGAGGAUAAUGGGUUGUGGCUCGAUGGACCCAUACCCAUACCACCAGUAUACAACAGGAUUGCAAACGAGGAAACUGGGACCCGUUCUUUUCUCAAGAAGGGACUUUACAUAGCAAAUGUUGGGCCCAAAGGAAGUGCUUACAGGUUAAGGAAGUAUGCCUUUGAUCUCAUGGGUUUAGGGGAUUUGAUUGGGCAAGAUGCUUGGAAUUAUAUGAGGAAGUACCUCCGACUCAAGUCCACAUUUAUGUACUAUGACUUCGACACUGUUAUCUCUGCAGCGCCAACCAAUGAGAAGAAACUCCUCACCAAUCUAGCUAAUAGAUUGUUUGAUAGUGUGGAGAAGCUUGAAGAUGCUGUGAAGAUGCAGAGUCUUCCCCAGACAGAGUCAUGUUAUCAAGACACCACAGCUAUUCUUCAAGAGGUAAAAAGUUCAAUGGAGUCGGAAGCACUGAAAUGGAAGCCUUCUCCUUAUGGCAUGGGAUUCCUCAAGCAGGAGAACUAAGAACAGAGUGCAAGAAGACAGUAGAUUUGCUUUAUCAAUAAUCAUCCAUAGAUCAUUUUGCCUAUGUUGCUGAAUAUAUGCAGGAAUAUGGUCUUGAGGUUUCAGAUCAUGUAUUAUUAAGUGAAACUAUUGCUAGGAGGCUCACUCCCUAGCAAGUUGGUUUAAAUUGGAGGCAAGUUUGGAAUGGUUACAAUCACAUAAUCCAUUGUUCUAAUUGUUAGAAUCAGGUAAUCUAUUUGUUCUAGGUGUC
Molecule: messenger RNA, 982 nt
Organism: Telopea speciosissima
Lineage: Eukaryota; Viridiplantae; Streptophyta; Magnoliopsida; Proteales; Proteaceae
Product: photosynthetic NDH subunit of lumenal location 3, chloroplastic-like
Exons: 4
Coding region: 1-732 (243 amino acids)
Biological process (GO): photosynthesis; photosynthetic electron transport chain
Cellular component (GO): chloroplast; photosystem II; extrinsic component of membrane
Molecular function (GO): calcium ion binding
Source: RefSeq, a predicted model, not a curated record